CCGUUCCGCUGCCGUUGGUGGCUGGCGGUAUGCCUACUGGAGAUCAGCGGACCAGCGUCGACCUCUCAGUGCUGCGGCUCACAUGACGCUUUAUAAAAGCAGCGGGCUAUAGAACUUGAAGUGGGUCGUGGCACACCAUGUCCUACAUUUUCGAAGGUGCUGCACUGCAGAGCAGCAGAUCCAAACUUGCAGUCAGCUCCGUAUAAUGGCGUCGACCGUGAACCUGACCGAGCGUCUCCCGAACGCCAACCUCAAGGCUACCUACUGCCCGCAACCGACCACGACGCGUGGCGCCCCCACCGUCCUCGGCGUGCACCCGAAGGAGCCCAAGAUCAUCUACUGCUCCGGGAAGCUUGUCGUGAUCCGCGACCUCGAAAACCCUGCCAACUGCCUUAUCUACCAAGGCCACAACAGCCCGACGACGGCUGCCAAGAUCUCGCCCAAUGGCUACUGGGUCGCCUCGGCCGACAUGUCGGGCAAGGUCCGCGUCUGGUCGUAUGACAACCCGGAACACACGCUCAAGGUCGAGGUGCCGGUGUUUGCUGGCGAAGUCAAGGACUUGAGAUGGGACCCGGACAGCAAGCGCAUCGUCGCUGUCGGUGAUGGCCGUACGCUCCUCGCUCGCGUCUUUAUGUGGGACACGGGCAACAGCAUUGGUGAAAUCGCGGCCAAGUGCUUUAACCAGCAAAAGCUGGCGGCGAUGAUGUCACACAGCCUUUUCUUCUUACACGCCGACGAGUAUCGGCUGAAAUGA
This is a messenger RNA of Saprolegnia diclina VS20, 754 nucleotides long. RefSeq lists its product as hypothetical. Bases 206 to 754 code for a protein of 182 amino acids. Gene Ontology annotation, molecular function: actin filament binding. Lineage: Eukaryota; Oomycota; Saprolegniomycetes; Saprolegniales; Saprolegniaceae. The transcript is spliced from 5 exons. Gene Ontology annotation, cellular component: cortical actin cytoskeleton. The record is from RefSeq and is a predicted model, not a curated record. Gene Ontology annotation, biological process: actin filament depolymerization; positive regulation of actin filament depolymerization.